AUGGUCCAUAAGCAUGCAUUUGAAUCUUUAGAUCGAACUUUGAAAGAUGAAUUAAGGUGCGGAAAUUCAAGCAUCUCAAAUAUUCCAUUUGGAGGGAAAGGUAUAGUCUUUGAAGGAGAUUUCAGACAAAUUCUACCUGUUGUUCCGGUUGGCAGUAGACAGAACAUUGUAAAUGCUUCUUUGAGUUCUUCAUAUUUAUGGCAACAUGGCAAAGUCCAUAGAUUAACAAAACAACAUGAGGCUAACUGUUGGAAGGAUCAAUCAGAUAUAGAAAAAAUAAGAGAUUAUGCAAAUUGGCUAUUGGAUAUAGGAGAAGGCAAACUUGGUUGUCCGAACGACGGUGAAACGAUUAUCGAUAUUCUGGAUGAUAUGGUCAUUAAUGAUUCACAUGAUCCUAUAGGUUCCUUAAUUAAGUUUGUAUAUCCUUCAAUUUUCAAGAACUAUAGCAAUACAAAUUAUUUCCAAGAAAGAGCGAUACUUGCUCCAAAAAAUGAAGUUGUUUAG
Messenger RNA from Lactuca sativa (garden lettuce), 504 nucleotides. RefSeq lists its product as uncharacterized. Gene Ontology annotation, molecular function: DNA helicase activity. Gene Ontology annotation, biological process: telomere maintenance; DNA repair. The record is from RefSeq and is a predicted model, not a curated record. NCBI's taxonomy places the organism in Eukaryota, Viridiplantae, Streptophyta, Magnoliopsida, Asterales, Asteraceae.